GAAUGCGCAUGCGCAUCACUAGAUGGCACGGCUGUCUUCUUUCCUGGAGAAUUUCUGAAGGACUGCUGGCUGGAAACUUAACGGCUAAUGUGGAUCUGACCGUAGUUUGCCAAAUUAAGAAAACGUUUUUAUUCUGUUGAAGAUUUGCUUUAACUUCAAAAGCGAUGACAACAAAGUAUGGACACCCCUUCAGGACCAACCCAGUAAGUCACUGGGUUUUUGUAAUCUCGCAAUAUUGAAAUCAAGAGACAUCACAGAACACAGCAGCAAAGUAGAGACGGGGUUUCACCGUGUUAGCCAGGAUGGUCUCAAUCUCCUGACCUCGUGAUCGGCCUCCCAAAGUGCUGGGAUUACAGGCGUGAGCCACCGCGCCCGGCCAGCAAAGGAGUCAUGCUAUACUGUAAAGACACUUGAUCAAGAGAACUCUGGGAAAAGCAGAAAACCGUGUGCCAGGGACAGGAAAGAUAGGAGAAAGAAAGUUUAUCAGAAUUUUUUAAACCUGUCUCAGAAAUAACAACAUAUUUUAAUCAGAGAUUUCACCUGUGCCACAGGCCACCAUGGAUCUGCACCUUGAUGCCCUUCGGAGUCAUGACAGCGCAAGCAAUAACAGCUCAGGAAGCAGCAGCAGAGGAGACCAGAAAGGCUGAAGCUUCAGAGAUCACCUGCCAAACACAGGCUGAACCUGACAGCAUGUCACACCAGGAUGUUGCUAUGAAGACAGAUUCAUUAAAAAUGACUGAUGUGGAGUCUGGGGUCGCCAAUUUUGCAUCUUCAGCAAGGGCAGGCCGCCGGAAUGCCUUACCAGACAUCCAGAGUUCAGCUGCCACAGACGGAACCUCAGAUUUGCCCCUCAAACUGGAGGCUCUCUCCGUGAAGGAAGAUGCAAAAGAGAAAGAUGAAGAAACAACACAAGACCAAUUGGAAAAGCCUCAAAAUGAAGAAAAAUGAAGGCUCAUAAUCUAUCAAGAGUGCUGAAUUUCCACAUGUUGAAAGACUUAGUGGUUCUGUUUUCCCGAGACAUUUAAUCUGGUGGUAACUGUGGUAACAUUGCAGCCCUAAGCAGCAUGUGUAUAUUAGAUAAUUGUGUUGUGAUGCUACUCACUUUGAUUGCAAUGAUGAUGUCCAAUGUAAGCUAUUAAAAGGCAGGUUACUUCCAAAUUGCACUGAAGGAAAAGGUUAAGAAAAAUACAUGAUUAUGGACAUGCAUACCAUUGUCUGUAAACCCAACAAAAUUCACUGUUCUCUUUUGGAUUUAUUUAGCCUGAUGUAUUUUUAAUUCAAUUUUUAUGGUGAUGGGCAAAUCAUUUCUUGGUAAAUGCAAAUCAAACACGAUUGAUUUAAAACUUCAUGGAAUUUGUAGAAAAUUAUGGACUUUUUUUGGUGAGAAAGAACAAUAGUCAAAACUCACAUGGAUAGAGUCUGUUUGUUUUUAGCCAAAAAUGCCCCAGACUUUUUCCCAAACCUCAAAAAUGAUUUGGAAAAAUUGUAAAAGUUUGAUAACAGAAACAUCUUUAGGAUAUUUUUGUCUGACAUAUUUUGCUUCUAUUAUGUGCCUACUGUGAUUUUUUUCAUGUGGAAAAUGCAAAAUUUGUAACAAAAUGGUUAUAUGGAACAUGCCUAUUAAAUGAAUUUUACUAUCUUCCCUAACUUUGGUAUGUGUAUGUGUGUGUGUGUUUUACUUUAAUAUUAAUUAUACAAAAUAUUAGUUGUUUUACACUCUCUUUUCUUAUUCUUAGGGCUUUUGUGUAUGUCUGACUUGUUUUUAAAUACCUUCCUCAGGAAUGCAGACCUUAAUUUUUAUAUUUUUUUAAAGUAGCUAACAUAGCAGUAGGCACUUAAGCAUUUAGUCAAUGAUAUUGGUAGAAAUAGUAAAAUACAUCCUUUAAAUAUAUAUUAAGCAUAUAUUUUAAGGAGCAAAAAUAAAACCAAAGUGUUAGUAAAUUUUGAUUUAUUAAAUAUUUUAGAAAAAUAAUAGAAUUCUGAAGUUUUAAAAAUGUCAGUGAUUAUUUUCAUGUUCAGAAAUACAUGCAUGCAGUUAUAUUUUAUUUGAUUGUUGACUUAGGCCGUGUCUGUAUACAGUAACCAAAUAAACUCUUUCACUAUUAAAGAGAUUUGUUACUGACACAA
This is a messenger RNA of Symphalangus syndactylus (siamang), 2127 nucleotides long. RefSeq names its product cAMP-dependent protein kinase inhibitor beta (gene PKIB). Gene Ontology annotation, biological process: negative regulation of protein kinase activity. Gene Ontology annotation, molecular function: cAMP-dependent protein kinase inhibitor activity. The record is from RefSeq and is a predicted model, not a curated record. Lineage: Eukaryota; Metazoa; Chordata; Mammalia; Primates; Hylobatidae.